AUGUCUUGCUAUGACCUGUGCUCUACUGCCGUUGGUGGCAUCAACCGUCCCCAGCCCCUUGCUGACAGCGGGAAUGAGCCGUGUGUCCGUCAGUGCCCUGACUCCACGACUGUGAUCCAGCCACCCCCGGUUGUCGUCACCUUCCCCGGACCCAUCCUCAGCUCCUUCCCCCAGGGUUCAGUGGUGGGAUCCUCUGGUGCACCCGUCCUUGGGGGCUUCGGGGGUUCCCUGGGCUAUGGGGGCUAUGGGGGCUCCUUGGGCUAUGGGGGGUCCCUGGGCUACGGGGGCCAAGGGGGUCUGUAUGGAUAUGGGGGGUCCUCCCUGAGCUGUGGAGGUCUGUAUGGCUAUGGGGGCUCCCUGGGUUACAGGGGUCUGUAUGGCUAUGGUAGAUCCUAUGGUUCUGGCUCUUGCAGCCCUUACUCCUACCGGUACAGCAGGUACCGCCGUGGCAGCUGCGGACCCUGCUAA
Balearica regulorum gibbericeps (East African grey crowned-crane) is the source of this 468-nucleotide messenger RNA. NCBI's taxonomy places the organism in Eukaryota, Metazoa, Chordata, Aves, Gruiformes, Gruidae. The record is from RefSeq and is a predicted model, not a curated record.